Dioscorea cayenensis subsp. rotundata (Guinea yam) is the source of this 1558-nucleotide messenger RNA. Its product is annotated as F-box/LRR-repeat protein 2. Lineage: Eukaryota; Viridiplantae; Streptophyta; Magnoliopsida; Dioscoreales; Dioscoreaceae. Gene Ontology annotation, molecular function: protein binding. Gene Ontology annotation, biological process: SCF-dependent proteasomal ubiquitin-dependent protein catabolic process. Gene Ontology annotation, cellular component: SCF ubiquitin ligase complex. The record is from RefSeq and is a predicted model, not a curated record.
UCAAGAAUCAACCAAACAAAACCCCAAUCCAUCAUCUUUCAUUCUCAUCCUCCACAACCAUGGACUCUCUUCUCUGCGACGAACUCCUCCAAGAAAUUCUCCUCCGUCUUCCCAAAUCCUCCUCCUCUUCCAUCUCCCUCGUCUCCAAACGCUGGCUCUCCCUUCUCCGUUCCUCCACCUCCUCUCUCGCCAUCCGCCUCCCCCAUCCUCUUCCUCCAUCUCCCAUCCUCUUCCUCUCCCUCCUCCUCUCCCACUUCCCCUCUCUCUCCUCCCUCACUCUCCUUUCCCAUCCUCUUUCCGACCACCAUCUCUCCUCUCACCAUCUCCUUCUCUCCAUAUCCACCUCCCCUUCCGCCUCUCAUCUCUCCUCUCUCCGUCUCCUUCCCCGGAUCUCCAUCUCCCCUUCCUCUCUCCACCUCCCUUCCUUAUCCCAUCUUACCUCCCUCCAUCUCCCUUCCAUCCGUCCUCUCUCCUUCCAAUGGCUUAUCUUCUUCCCUUCUCUCAAAUCCCUUUCCCUAAUCCAAUCCACUUACGAACGCCCUUCCCCUUACUCCUCCUCCUCCUCCACCACCACCACCACCACCCCUCCUGACGAUUCCCCAAUCUCUCCUCUCCCUCUCGAGUCUCUCUCCCUCACCGGCAUCCACUCCUCCGAUCACGGCCUUUCCUGGCUCUACCGCCGCUGCUCCAAUCUCCGCAAGCUCCUGCUUCGCACCUGCGACGGCACUGGCGACGACCUUUCCUUCUCUUAUUGUCUACCUUCUCUCCACUCCCUCGACCUCCGCACCUGUCGCACCAUCGCCGACCGCGUCCUCCUCCGCGCCGCCGACCACUGCCAUUCCCUCACCUCUCUCACCCUCUAUGACGGCGCCAGCCACCACGCUCUCCACCACUUCCUCACCCGCCGCUCCUCCCACCUCCUCUCCCUAGACCUCCGUCUCCCUCUCGACCUCGACGACGCUCAUCUCCUCGCCUUCCCCCGCUCCCUCUCCACUCUCAGUCUCCAAAGCUGCUGCCUCGUCUCCUCCGACGCUCUCCGCUCCCUCUCCGGCUCCUCCAUCCAAACCCUCGCACUCCUCAACUGCGACGUCGUUGAACGCUCCCCCGGCCUCCUCUCCUUUCUAGCUCAAACCUUGAAUCAAUUGAAAACCAUUGAUUUAUCUCACAACGACACCCUCGCAGAUAAAGAACUGAUCGCCAUGUUGGCGUCUUGCAAAGGCUUGACUGAAAUCAGGCUCAAGGGUUGCAGAAGCUUGACUGAUGCUGUGGUUCCCGCCAUUGUUAAGGCAUCUGGAGCUCGGUUGGAGUUUGUUGAUGUUUCGCGGUGUAGGUUGAUGAGUGUUGAUGCUAUUGAGUCUUUGAUUUCCAAUGCGCGCAGGCUGAAGGGAGUCUGUGUGGAGGCGGACAAGCUUUCAAAGGUUGCUGAGAAGUUGAUGUGGCAAAGAGGGAUUGAACUCUCUUUGGUGAGUUGAGGAAUGGUACUUGUUGUUGAAAGGUGACAAUAUAGUAAGUGAUCUUGGUCUUCAAUUGUUUAUAUAUAAAAAAAUAUUUAUUUUGA